CUUAUAGGAUUUGCACAGAUUUUGUUUUACUAUGAUGACGCUGUGCUGAAUUUUACUAAAGCAGAAAACUGCAGCAUGGAUGUGUUUUUUAUCAUUCGUCGUGAAAAGACGACAAUAUUUGCUGAUGCAAAAGAAUCGAGCACUGUCUUGGAUUUAAAGAAAAUUAUUCAGGGAAUCCUAAAAGUCACACCAGAGGAUCAAGUAUUAUAUAAUGCCUGUAAUGACCAGGCACUGGAAGACAAUAAGACUCUUGGAGACAGUGGUUUUACACAAGCAAAUGCAAAAGCUCAGGCACCUGCUCUCCUCAAACUUGCUCUUAAGGAUGGAGGUAGUGCGACUUACAUGCCUUUUUUUAAUUAUAUAAUAUGCAAAAUUGUGUAAUUGGUCAGUAAUUAC
This is a messenger RNA of Ciona intestinalis (vase tunicate), 396 nucleotides long. NCBI's taxonomy places the organism in Eukaryota, Metazoa, Chordata, Ascidiacea, Phlebobranchia, Cionidae. The record is from RefSeq and is a predicted model, not a curated record.